CCGGUAUAAAUACCUUUUGUCCCGGCUUCAGUCUGUCUUCGCACCGGCAGCAGCUCCUUCUGGAAGGUCAAACACAUGAUGGCAGCGCUGAAGAAAGUGUGUGUGAUCGGCUCUGGUAACUGGGGCUCUGCCAUUGCCAAGAUUGUGGGUGCCAACGCAGCCAAGUAUGACAAGUUUGAGAAAACAGUCAACAUGUGGGUGUUCGAGGAGAUGGUGGACGGCCGCAAACUCACAGAAAUCAUCAACACAGACCAUGAAAAUGUGAAAUAUCUGCCCGGUCACAAGCUGCCCCCCAAUGUGCUGGCUGUUCCAGACUUGGCCGAGUCUGUGAAGGGAGCCGACAUCCUGAUCUUUGUGGUCCCUCACCAGUUCAUCGUGAGAGUGUGCGACACCAUUAAAGACCACAUCAAGAAGGACGCUGUAGGAAUGUCUCUCAUCAAGGGUGUCGAUGCGGGACCAGAGGGUCUGAAGCUGAUCUCAGAGGUCAUCCGAGGGAAACUGGGCAUCACCAUGACGGUCCUCAUGGGCGCCAACAUCGCCAACGAGGUCGCUGAGGAGAAGUUCUGUGAAACAACCAUCGGGUGCAAAGACAGGGCUUACGGGCCCAUGCUGAAGGAGCUGAUGCAGACCACCAACUUCCGUGUGACCGUGGUCGAGGAGUCUGAUGUUGUGGAGAUCUGCGGGGCUCUCAAGAACAUUGUAGCUGUGGGAGCGGGUUUCUGUGAUGGCCUUGGAUUCGGCGACAACACCAAGGCAGCAGUGAUCCGUCUGGGCUUGAUGGAGAUGAUCGCCUUCGCCAGGGUCUUCUGCACAGACUGCCCCGUCUCCCCCGCCACCUUCCUGGAGAGCUGCGGCGUCGCCGACCUCAUCACCACCUGCUACGGUGGACGCAACCGCAAGAUCGGGGAAGCUUUCGCCAAAACGGGCAAAACCAUCGAGCAGCUAGAGAAUGAGCUGCUGAACGGCCAGAAGCUUCAAGGUCCAGCGACUGCAAGUGAGGUGCACCAAAUCUUAAAACAGAAAAACAUGGUGGAAAAGUUUCCUCUCUUCACUGCUGUCUACCAGAUCUGCUUCAACAGCCACCCGGUGUCAGAGUUCAUCAAAUGUUUGCAGAAACACCCAGAGCACAUGUGAAGGACUGAUGAAUGGGUGGAAGCUGGGAAAGGACUUUUACACUAGAACUGCUGUAUAACCCAGGUGAUUGUGAGGCGUGGAGGGGGGGGCAGGGGAGGGGAACAGAGUCGCCAUCUUUGCCUGAGCAUCUGUGUUGACCUGCUUCUGUUCCACGACCGACACUAACUCCUGUUUUUACUGAUUAGAAACAUAAAUGUCACGAAUCGUUGCAUAAAUCUACCGAGUCUUAAAAGUUUAAAGGCUUUGAAAUACUCUGCCUCACAUAAGACACAAACCCCGACCUGAAUGUUCUGAAAUGUUGCUUCAUUUCUUGGUUAAAGGUGCCUUAACUUGCCUUUUUACUGACAUGUAUUUUGCAGUGUUAAACAAAGCACUACACGCACAACAGUCACCACUCCCACUGUGUUGUUUCUCUUCUGGACUUGUUAAGAUGUAGCCAAAACUGCCCAACAAGAUUUAUUUUGGAAUAAAUUAUUGAACUCGUCGACUUUGUGCCUUU
This is a messenger RNA of Chelmon rostratus (copperband butterflyfish), 1633 nucleotides long. RefSeq names its product glycerol-3-phosphate dehydrogenase [NAD(+)], cytoplasmic-like. Gene Ontology annotation, cellular component: glycerol-3-phosphate dehydrogenase (FAD) complex; cytosol. Gene Ontology annotation, molecular function: protein homodimerization activity; NAD binding; glycerol-3-phosphate dehydrogenase [NAD(P)+] activity. The record is from RefSeq and is a predicted model, not a curated record. Lineage: Eukaryota; Metazoa; Chordata; Actinopteri; Chaetodontiformes; Chaetodontidae. Gene Ontology annotation, biological process: carbohydrate metabolic process; glycerol-3-phosphate catabolic process. The coding region runs from base 76 to 1134 and encodes 352 amino acids. The transcript has 8 exons.